AUGCGGAAUGCUGCUCUGAAAAUGCCUCCUACAUGGUGUUUGUUUAAACCAGCGGUUCCCAAAGUGGAUGCUAUCAUCCCUGUGUGGGCGACUGUUGUUGAAAAGGAUUCUUCCCCUGAUGUCGAAUUUUGGACACUCGUUGAGGCGGUGUGUGGUUGUGUCUGUUUUGUUUGGGCAGUAUUUGCACUAGUCUGUGGUGCAGGUGUUGCGGGUAUAAAGAAAGUGGUUCGUAAGCAAAGAGUUGGUUCUUGUGCGGUUGAUGAGGACGUUGAUGCGACGAUACAAAAACAUAUUACAGAUGAACAUCUAUCAUUUUUGACAUUUGUGAUUCAGCUUUCUAUACCAGUAACAAUUGAUUUGCGUGAGAGAUUACUAUUUCUUUAUCUUCAGGAAAAAUAUCCAUCUGUUUAUGGGAAUAUUAAUAUUGAAGAUUUACCUACAGUAAAAGAUGUUUGGAAAUGGGUUAUUGGUUCCCAACUUGGCAAAAGUUUUCAAGCAGAAUUUAAUCCAGAUAGUAGUUUUCAAAUUGCUGUUUCUAUUCAACAUACACAUGUGAAAGAAGAAUGUGAAGCUUUAGAAAAGUUAUGUCCUGAUGCAUUUCCAAAUCGUAGAAAGAAAGAGGCUAAACCAGAGAUUAUAUAUACAAGAACAGCUGUACAUAAAGCUCUUUCAAGAAUAUGCACAGAAACAUUGAAAACAGCAUAUACAUUACCACCCUGUCCUUCAGUUAGGCCUUGUUAUUUGAAUCAAAUUACAUGUAUUCAUUCUCCUAUCUAUUUGGCAGGUAGAUAUAAUAAAUAUUCAAGACAGUUAAGUCAAACACCUUGGAUUAUAGAUGGCGACAAACGAAUGAUGACCUCAGUACAAGAAUUGAUUGUAGAUGUAAUUAAAGAACAUAUAAAAGCUACAAAAAUUAUAUUUUCUGCUUCUGGAAGAGAAGAUGUAGAUGUUAGAAUGUUGGGUUCAGGUAAUAUACAUUAAUAAUGAGAUUUAUAAGUUAUUUUAAUAUAUUUGAGAAAUGUUCCAUACAAUUAUUAAAAUUGAUAUACAGGAAAACCUCAUUAAUUCAAAUGUCAAGAGACAAAAUA
Centruroides sculpturatus (bark scorpion) is the source of this 1088-nucleotide messenger RNA. Its product is annotated as putative tRNA pseudouridine synthase Pus10. Gene Ontology annotation, molecular function: pseudouridine synthase activity. The transcript has 10 exons. The coding region runs from base 1 to 981 and encodes 326 amino acids. The record is from RefSeq and is a predicted model, not a curated record. NCBI's taxonomy places the organism in Eukaryota, Metazoa, Arthropoda, Arachnida, Scorpiones, Buthidae. Gene Ontology annotation, biological process: tRNA pseudouridine synthesis.